GAACUCAACCAGAUCAAGGGUGAGGUUGACAGGAAACUUGCAGAAAAGGAUGAGGAGAUGGAGCAGAUCAAGAGGAACAGCCAGAGGGUGAUUGAUUCCAUGCAGAGCACUCUGGACUCUGAGGUCAGGAGCAGGAAUGAUGCCCUAAGAAUCAAGAAGAAGAUGGAGGGAGACCUCAAUGAGAUGGAAAUUCAGCUGAGCCAUGCUAACCGCCAGGCUUCUGAGUCCCAGAAACAACUAAGAAAUGUGCAGGGUCAACUCAAGGAUGCCCAACUGCAUCUUGAUGAUGCUGUCAGAGGACAAGAAGGGAAGGAGCAGGUUGCCAUGGUGGCUUUUAGGAACACCCUGAUGGUGGCUGAGAUUGAGGAGCUCAGAGCUGCCCUGGAGCAGACAGAGAGAGGCCGCAAAGUGGCUGAACAGGAGCUGGUUGAUGCCAGUGAGCGUGUUGGCCUUCUGCACUCUCAGAACACAAGUCUGAUUAACACCAAGAAGAAGCUUGAGGCUGACCUGGUUCAGGUCCAAAGUGAGGUUGAUGACAUCGUCCAGGAGGCUAGAAAUGCUGAGGACAAGGCCAAGAAAGCCAUCACUGAUGCUGCCAUGAUGGCAGAGGAGCUGAAGAAGGAGCAGGACACCAGUUCUCAUCUGGAGAGGAUGAAGAAGAACCUGGAGGUCACUGUGAAGGAUCUGCAGCACCGCCUGGAUGAGGCUGAGAAUCUGGCCAUGAAGGGUGGCAAGAAACAACUCCAGAAACUGGAGUCCAGGGUUCGUGAGCUGGAAGCUGAGGUUGAGAAUGAACAACGACGUGGUGUUGAUGCUGUCAAGGGAGUCCGCAAAUACGAGAGGAGGGUGAAGGAACUCACCUACCAGACUGAGGAGGACAAGAAGAAUGUCACCAGACUGCAAGACCUGGUUGACAAGUUGCAGCUGAAGGUCAAAGCCUACAAGAGGCAGGCUGAGGAAGCUGAGGAGCAAGCCAACGGCUACCUGUCCAAGUUCAGGAAGGUUCAGCAUGAGCUAGAGGAGGCUGAGGAGCGUGCUGACAUUGCUGAAUCCCAGGUCAACAAGUUGAGAGCAAAGAGCCGUGAUUCUGGAAAGGGCAAGGAGGCUGCAGAGUAAAUCCUGUGAAAUCUUCUGCCUUGUCACUCAGCUGGAUUAAUAUCCUGAUUACUGUGGCUAUUUUGUAACUACUACAUAAUAAAUGUAUCUUCAUUAUUCUGUA
This is a messenger RNA of Alosa alosa (allis shad), 1219 nucleotides long. Its product is annotated as myosin-8-like. The record is from RefSeq and is a predicted model, not a curated record. NCBI's taxonomy places the organism in Eukaryota, Metazoa, Chordata, Actinopteri, Clupeiformes, Clupeidae. Gene Ontology annotation, cellular component: myosin complex.